This is a messenger RNA of Brassica napus (rape), 321 nucleotides long. RefSeq lists its product as uncharacterized. The coding region runs from base 1 to 321 and encodes 106 amino acids. Lineage: Eukaryota; Viridiplantae; Streptophyta; Magnoliopsida; Brassicales; Brassicaceae. The record is from RefSeq and is a predicted model, not a curated record. The transcript is spliced from 4 exons.
AUGUCUCACACGCAACCAUCGAGUGAGACACCUUUAUCUCCAAUGUCUCACACGCAACCAUCGAGUGAGACACCUUUAUCUCCAAUGUCUCAACAGCCUAAUUUGACACAUGAGGAGACAAUGAUUGAAUCAGCUGCAUCUCCAAAGUCUCAACAAAAUGAGGAUUACACGCAACCAUCGAGUGAGACGCCUUUAUCUCCAAUGUCUCAACAGCCUAAUUUGACACAUGAGGAGACAAUGAAUGAAUCAGAUGAUGAAACUCCUGCCCUUGAUACUCAAGUAUUCUCUCCUAAUCUGACAAAAGAGGUAUAUGCUCAAUGA